Molecule: messenger RNA, 339 nt
Organism: Ascochyta rabiei
Lineage: Eukaryota; Fungi; Ascomycota; Dothideomycetes; Pleosporales; Didymellaceae
Exons: 3
Coding region: 1-339 (112 amino acids)
Biological process (GO): translation
Cellular component (GO): mitochondrial small ribosomal subunit; ribosome
Molecular function (GO): structural constituent of ribosome; small ribosomal subunit rRNA binding
Source: RefSeq, a predicted model, not a curated record
AUGCUGUAUGAGAUGAUUGGAGUGGUACGGCCCGGCCGCCUCUCCGAAGUAAAAGAAAUCGCCAAGACCGCUGGCCGAAUCGUUCUCGAGCAAAACGGCGUUGUGCGCGGUGUGUCCAACUGGGGCACUUUCCUUCUCCCUAAGCCAGCGAAGAAACUGCAAUCGACCCACCACUACGGUCACCACUUCAUCAUGCGCUUCGACUCGAGCGCCCGCACACAGCAUUCUCUGCGAAAGACAAUGUCGCUCGACCCCCGCUUGAUUCGAUACUCGAUCGUCAAGAUGGGUACGAAGUUUGAGGAGAUCAAGGACAUCACAGGAAAGGCCGAGUUCAGGUAG